UCCUUCAGCAUCUUGACUGCUUCAUUAUUUCCUAUCUGCACCCUGUUUCAGUCAGACAUCAGAAGCAAAAUGGCGUCUGGAGUAAAAGUUGCAGACGAAGUGAAACAAAUCUUCGAAGAAAUGAAAGUAGUGAAAACUGAUGAUGACCAAAAGGAACGUAUAAGAAUCGUGCUACUUCACAUCGACACAGAAAUUAAAGUGAAGAAAAUCUACCGGCAAAUAGAUCUGGAAAACCAGGAUGAUGUCUUCAAGUUCCUCAAGACUCUGCUGCUUUGUGACCAGUGCCGCUACGUGCUGUAUGACUGCCACUUUGAAAUCAAGGAAAAUAUUCAAAAAGAGGAACUGGUCUUUAUGAUGUGGGCUCCUGACAGUGCAAAAAUGAAAGGUAGAAUGCAGUAUGCUAGCUCAAAAGGCGCAAUUCAGAGGGUUAUACAGGGGGUCAAGCAUAACAUAGAGGUAAACGACAUUGACGAUAUGGACAAGGACUGUUUUGCAGAUCGCCUAAAACAUAAGGUUCUCAAACUUGAGGGCCACUGUGUGACGGGUUAAUAAACAAUCCUCCUUUCCCCUGAUUCAUAACAAGGUACAUUUGAAUGGAUUUGAGAGGAUAAUAGCAAAGUUUUUAAAUCAACUGUGCUUUUUUAAUUGGUCCAAGAAAGGUUAAAGGGAAGUUUUCUUUUCUUAAAAAACAAAAAUGUCAGUAAUCAUUUAAAACCUAAUUAUUUACUUAUUC
Messenger RNA from Cottoperca gobio, 733 nucleotides. RefSeq names its product destrin-like. Bases 70 to 549 code for a protein of 159 amino acids. NCBI's taxonomy places the organism in Eukaryota, Metazoa, Chordata, Actinopteri, Perciformes, Bovichtidae. The transcript is spliced from 4 exons. The record is from RefSeq and is a predicted model, not a curated record. Gene Ontology annotation, biological process: actin filament depolymerization. Gene Ontology annotation, molecular function: actin binding. Gene Ontology annotation, cellular component: actin cytoskeleton.